Molecule: messenger RNA, 318 nt
Organism: Synchiropus splendidus (mandarinfish)
Lineage: Eukaryota; Metazoa; Chordata; Actinopteri; Syngnathiformes; Callionymidae
Gene: insl5a
Product: insulin-like 5a
Exons: 2
Coding region: 1-318 (105 amino acids)
Cellular component (GO): extracellular region
Molecular function (GO): hormone activity
Source: RefSeq, a predicted model, not a curated record
AUGCGAUCGCUGGUAGUCCUGCCUCUGGUCUUGUGCGCAGUGGUGUUUGCUCUUGAGGUGAGGGCUGAUGUUAAGACGGUGAAGCUCUGCGGUCGAGAGUUCCUGAGGGCUGUGGUCUACACCUGCGGCGGGUCCCGCUGGAGGAGGUUCUUCAGUGACUCAGACAUGGAGGGACCUCUGGCAGUGGAGGAGAACAGCGUGGAGAGCGUGAGCAGCAGAAGAAACUCGGCCCAGAGUCGACGAGACAUCAACAACAUACUGACCACCGUGUGCUGCCAGGUGGGCUGCAGGAAGAGUGACCUCACCUUCCUCUGCUGA